Messenger RNA from Meleagris gallopavo (turkey), 1950 nucleotides. The record is from RefSeq and is a predicted model, not a curated record. NCBI's taxonomy places the organism in Eukaryota, Metazoa, Chordata, Aves, Galliformes, Phasianidae.
AUAGCUCCACCCACCUGGCCUUGGACACUCCAGGCUUCUUGAAGCAACCUGUUCCUGUGCCUCACUAUUGUCUGAGUAAAGAAUUUCUUCCUAAUGUCUAAUUUACAUCUACCCUGCUUUAGUUUAAAGCCAUUAAUACUUUUCCUAUCACUAUGAUCGGGGAACAGUGCCCUCCUCCAUCUUUCCUGCAGGCCUCCUUUAGGUACUGGAAGGCCACAAUGAGGCUUCUCCAGGCUGAACAAUCCCAGCUCUGUCUGUCUUCACUACAGGAGAGGUGUUUCAGCUCUCUGAAGCUCUCUGAGCUCUCUGAUCCUUGUGGCCUCCUCUGAACCUGUUCCAACAGGUCUGUAUCCUGGUGCUGGAUGCCUCAGACCUGGAUGCAAUACUGCAGACUGUGUCUCACAGGGCAGAGCAGAAAGGGACUUCCCUUGCCCUGCUGGCCACUCCUGUUUUGAUGCAGCCCAGAAUCCAGCACAGUUGGACCCAUGGGUUUGCUUCCUUUGUGGGAAGCUGUGGGAGUAGAUCUAUAAGCAAGGGAUGAAUGAGGAAGGUGUCUACGUGUGCUUGCUUGAUGGAAAGGCUAAAUGGAAGGGAAGCUGCAGAGCUGAGAUAUUGGAUCUUCCUAGGGUUGCAAGAGCUGGAGGCAGGGAACCUUCCCACUACCCUUUGCCUUCUCCAGGAGGCUGCAGGAGGAUUCUGCUCCAAGAGGGUCCUGGCCCAGAUCUACGUCUGCCUUGGCUGCUGUGCUCAGAGAAUGGGCAAGCCUCAGACAGCACUUCAGCACCUGAAGUGGGCCCUCCAGGUAGACUUCCAGUGCCAUCCUGCCCUGUCUCACACUGCAAUGGUGUACCAGGAGCUGGGGGAGACAGAUGCAGAGCUGCAGGCCCUAUCUCUACUCUAUGAGGCUCUGGAAAAAAACCCUCCAUCAGCUACUUCCUCUAGUCCAUACUUCCUAAUCCGAGCAGAUCUCCUUGUCAACACACCAAUACUAGCUUCUCUCCUUCGCCAUCGCCACCCCUCUGAAGUGAAGUACCUGUUGGCACAAAGGUGUCUCCAGGAUGGGAGGGUGGCUGAUGCAGUGGAACAUUACCUGGAUUUUCUGGCUCUGCUUCAGGAGGGACUGCAGCAACAGGUGCCCCUAGAUAGUGGCUCACCUCUGCCUAGGAUCCCUGAGGUGUUCCUGGAAGCAGCAUCUGCCUUGGAGCAGGAUGGAAGGCAUCAGGAUUCAUUAACAGUGUGUGAUGAGGUCAUCAGCAGGACAACUCACCUAAUCCCACAGAUAGUACAAGUUGAGGAGAAGCUGGAGCAGCCAGAGUGCGCAUCACUGGGGACUGGGCUGGCUGGUGGGCUGCUGUCUCAGAAGAGAGAGAGUCUGUUCUGCCUCACGUGGAGAGCAGCUGCAUACCUGCACCAGGGCUGGGUGUGGACCAAGCUGGGCAAAGGCAAGGAGGCCAUAAUGCAAUUCAGCAGGUGCCUCAACGACCUCUUGCGAUUUCAACCUUGUGGGCAUGGUGUUGAACCAGCAGAGAGCCUCCUGCCAGAAGUGAAGGUUCUCCAGAAGAUCAGGUUGCUUUCUCUGAUUGGGCGAGGGAUGCAGUUUUUGGAGCAGGAGAGGCACAAGGAAGCCUUGCUGGAUUUCCAGCAUGGCUUGCAGAUCUCACCAGAUGACCAAGCUGCUGCCUUCUACCUAGUGCAAGUCCUGUGGAAACUGAACCGAAAAGAAGAGGCUGCUGAUUACUGGCAGAAGUACUUGGAGAGCCCUGCUGGGGAAGAUGGGCAGCAGGAAAGGCAAGGAAGGUGUGUAGUAGGGCAUGUGGGGGAUGUCAAGAGGCCACGUACAAGAGCUCUGGCAGCGCAGCCUGUGUUCUAAACUGCGUGAACGGUUUAACUCAGCUCCUCCUAGCCUGCACCUGCAGCUUGAAUGAAUCAUAAAAUCAUAAAAUGGCCUGG